Messenger RNA from Maniola jurtina (meadow brown), 1055 nucleotides. RefSeq lists its product as uncharacterized. Bases 107 to 505 code for a protein of 132 amino acids. Lineage: Eukaryota; Metazoa; Arthropoda; Insecta; Lepidoptera; Nymphalidae. The transcript has 3 exons. Gene Ontology annotation, biological process: regulation of synaptic transmission, cholinergic; sleep; positive regulation of voltage-gated potassium channel activity. The record is from RefSeq and is a predicted model, not a curated record.
ACAGUUAGCAUACGAUAGUCUUCAUAGCUUCCCCCGCAGUUGGAGUGAGGAGCGCGCGCGGGACACUGGCCUGAACCAGUACGAACGAGAGAUUUGUGGAGACAGGAUGGCGUUUGGGACCAUUUGCUUUUUGGCGGCUUUGUGUAGUUUGCUUCAACAAGGACUAGCAAUCACAUGCUACCAAUGCAACAGCCACAACGACUCGCGGUGUCUUUUGGAAAAGCUACCUGACACGCUGCGCCUGCCAUGCAGCCCCAAAGACACCAUGUGCCGGAAAAUCUCCCAGGUCGUGGAGUUUGAGAUGAACGGCAUGCCGCCUGAUAGCCGUGUGAUUAGGGGGUGUGGAUGGGAUGAGAGCAGUUACAAGGGUCGUUGCUACCAGCGCUCAGGUUUUGGAGGAAGACAAGAAGUGUGCUCAUGUCUAGAAGAUGGAUGCAACGCCGCCUCCCUGCCAGUCGCGGCCACGGUUCUGAUGCUCCUCACAAUCGCGUUGCUAAGGUUCUAAUUAACCUCGUAAGGCUGGACAUUUCAAGGUUAUCUUUUUAUGGUAUCUACAGUAUCUACAAUUGAGCGGGCUGAUUUCAAAAGUUAGAUAACCUGAGGAAUACAUUUUUCAGAUUCGUGAUACUGUCGAAACGUCUCAUUAUUCAGCUUUGGCUUCUUCGGCUAUUGAAAAAUUGGCUCUCUAUUCAAUAAUCUAGGCUCAAAAUUUCGACUCAUAUUUAAUAUACCUACCUACCUAUCUCGUCUGCGUUUCUUUUUGAUUCUAAUUUGUCAUACGUAUCGUUAGAUUUCUCAUCUACCUAACGAUUGUAGAUCCGGAAAAAAAGACUUUGAGACGAUAAUGAUUCGUAUUUUUAUCACUAUCUUCAAAGCAAGAAUAGGCAUCUAAGCAAGUGAGUUCCAAAAAGUUAAAUGGAGGAAGUCUAUUGAAUAAACUCUGGACUAGAUAACCUUGGAACGUCUGGAGCGGAUGCACUAGUCUCAUACAUUGUAUUGUAAUCGGCCUUACUAGGUUCUAGGUUUUAUUAGGAAGUAAAUAUUUUUCUUUGUUA